AUGUCCGCCAGACCCUCUAUACGCGCUUUCGGAUCCGCUAUCUCCAAAGGCAGCUCGAAAUCUACUGUUCGAUCCGUCCGUCCUCGAGCUAUAUCGACCCGCGGGAUCGCCUCCCUCCCAUCUCGUUCGAUCAGCCGGACAUCCCUUGCUUCCCCCUUCGCAUCUUCAGCAAGUACGGCAGGGACAGUCAGAUGGUCCAGUAGCAGUACGCCUCAAUCAGGCAAUGAGCCAGAACCCGUACCGAGCCAACUGAGUCAGGCAGAGUACGAGCGUAUCUCGGAAGAGGAUAUGGAGACUCUCAGUGAGAACCUGGGGGCCCUGUGCGAGGAGACGGGUAGGGAGAAAUGGGAGGUGGAUUAUAGUUCCGGCGUCCUCACCCUCUCCAUCCCCCCACACGGCACCUACGUCCUGAACAAACAACCGCCCAACCAACAAAUCUGGAUCUCCUCCCCCAUCUCCGGUCCGAGUCGGUUCGGGUAUAUCGCCCCCACACCCGUCAACCCUUCGUCCACAGGACCGAUGAGCUCAGAAUCGGAUCGAGGGGCGGCUUCGUCCGGCGGCGUAGGUUUAGGCGGAGGGGACGAAGGAGAAAUUAGAGGCGCAUGGACCCAUUUCAGGAAGAAGGGAGUGACGCUGGGUGGGCUUGUGGAGGGGGAGUUGAGGACGUUGGGUGUGGGGAAGGAUGUAAGUGAGGGAUGGACGGGCGUGGGGAUCAAGUAG
This is a messenger RNA of Dioszegia hungarica, 720 nucleotides long. RefSeq names its product frataxin-like protein. NCBI's taxonomy places the organism in Eukaryota, Fungi, Basidiomycota, Tremellomycetes, Tremellales, Bulleribasidiaceae. Gene Ontology annotation, cellular component: mitochondrion. The record is from RefSeq and is a predicted model, not a curated record. Gene Ontology annotation, biological process: iron incorporation into metallo-sulfur cluster; intracellular iron ion homeostasis. The transcript has 3 exons. The coding region runs from base 1 to 720 and encodes 239 amino acids. Gene Ontology annotation, molecular function: ferrous iron binding; iron chaperone activity; ferric iron binding.